CUAGGAUUGGUUUGGCAAAGUUUUGGGCCCCGCCCCUGGAAUGUGCAUUUUUUAAAGGAGCCGUGUGGCAAACAUAAGUGUAUCAUUGAGCUUGGAUGGUGAGGAGACUGCUGUAGGUCGCCACCAUGAGAUCCCUGCCUGUGUUCCUGCUUGUGACCCUCUGUGCCUCCUGGGUAAUGGGGAUACCGACCAAAGACAAGAAGGACCGUGUCCAUCACAGUAAGGACCUCAGUGACCACGAGCAUGAUGACCAUAAGGGUUUCCAGUACGACCAUGAGGCCUUUCUAGGCAAGGAAGAAGCCAGGACCUUUGAUCAGCUCACCCCGGAAGAGAGCCAACACAGACUGGGGAAAAUAGUAGAUAAAAUAGACAGAGAUAAGGAUGGCUUUGUGACCGAAGUGGAGCUGAAGGAUUGGAUUAAGCACACCCAGAACCGCUACAUCUAUGAGAAUGUCAACAAGCACUGGGCAGAUUAUGAUCAAAAUAAAGACGACAUGAUCUCAUGGGAGGAAUACAAGAACACCAGCUACGGCUACAUCCCAGGGGAAGAAUUCUAUGACGUGGCAGAUAAGGAUAAGGAGCGCUACAGAAAGAUGAUGCAGAGGGAUGAGCGGCGGUUCAAGGUGGCAGAUAAAGAUGGUGAUCUGAUUGCCACCCGGGAUGAGUUUACCGCGUUUCUGCACCCAGAGGAAUAUGGCUACAUGCAGGAUAUUGUCAUAACAGAAACCAUUGAGGACAUUGAUAAGAAUGGCGACGGCACUGUGGAUGUGAAUGAGUAUAUAGCUGAUAUGUACACCCCUGAUAAUGAUGAACCAGAACCAGAUUGGGUCAAGACCGAGCGCCAGCAGUUCACAGAUUUCCGUGACGUAAACAAGGACGGCAAGAUGGACCGAACAGAAAUCAGCCAAUGGAUCCUCCCCCACGAUUACGACCACGCUGACCUGGAAACCAAACACCUGAUCUUCGAAUCUGACAAAGACAAGGACAGCAAACUGACCAAACGUGAGAUCUUGGACAACUGGAACAUGUUCGUCGGUAGCCAGGCGACAAACUAUGGCGAAGACCUGACGCGGCGGCACGACGAAUUCUGAUGGACUUGUUUUCCUAGUCCCUACAUCUCAGCAUAUUGCUGGCCUUCUAUACCUUGUCUUGUGCCAGUGGAAACCAAGGGUCUCUGCCGCCAUAUUUAUUUUUGUUUGAGGGUUUUUUUUUUUUAUUUUUAUGUCAAAAAGUUUUCCGUCAAAACCGAUUAGAGAUGUGAAAGGCCCAGGAAUCUUAACGACGAUGGCAAUGGGGUUGGUGUGGUCAUACAGAGGUGUGUGUGUAUAUAUAUAUAUAUAUCUCUCUAUCUCUAUCCCUACAUUGUAAAAGGCAAAACAGACCACUUGUGGGCAGAGCGAUUCCUAUAUACGCCAUUCCUAACUCCAUAGCAACACUACGGCCCAACAGUCUUGCGGGUGGUGGGUAUUGGGAUAACAUUGAGAACUCUGAUAGUAGUCUUAAUUAUUUAACGAGUUGGUGGGCAAAUUAGUAUUAAAACAGCAAAGCAUUAGUGAGCCAUCCACAGAAUCUACGGACGCUGGGUGGCUGCUGAGAGUUGUAGUUUAGCACUGCUGGACCUCAUUACACAUAAAAAGGGUGGGUGGGGGAGUAAUAUUGCAAAAAUUCAGAGUUCUGUUCCUUACUGCACAUUAUCCUGGGCAGAGAAUGCCGUGAAAGUGAUACAAGCGCCAUCUGGUGGCAAAUCGGGAAAACUUUCAUGUAAAUCUGCACUGACCAGUUGGUGCCCCCCAACUUAUAGGAAGGUCUCCCUUUGCACCUCAAUGUCAGAGUGGUCAGUUUGCAUCAAGGGUUUUUAUUGGUGGAGGGGUCACUAAGCACCUCCUGUGUUGGGGGGGGGGGGGGCUGUUUUAGGCCAGUGCCAUGAAUUCUACGGCAGGUGGCACAUAAAGGGUUAACGCACAAGUGAUUACAGUGUUAUGUGGGCAUCAAGUCUUACAGUCUAACUUGCCGCAAUUCAUUUUAUAAAGUGUCGUUUUAAUUAUUUGCCUCCCUCUGCGGAUUCAUUCCAUCUGUCAGAUAGGGGGUCACUGUACUUGGCAGCUACAAAACCAUUGCUAAGGCUUCAAUGUCCUUUUUAUUCCUUAUCGUUUCAUUCAGUCCCUCUCCUUUUCAUCUUCCAGAGAGGGGCUAAAAUGUCUGGAGAGCAGGUGAACAAAAAAGCUUAGUUGUUUGAAAUCCUUAAAAAUGAAGACUAAUUGCAAAUUGUCUCAGAAUCUCUGCAUAAUACUAAAAGUAAUUUUCAUGGUGACCUACCCAUUGCAAGUGUAGGGGAUAUGCAUUCCAGUAGUAACUAUAGGGCCCAGCAGCUACAAGUGUCAUAUAAUCACCAAUCGUCCAAUAACUAAGGGGGGCUGGUGGUGGUAUGAUUUUUUUAAUAUUUUUUUUUGUUUGCUUUUUUAUUUGAACCACAGGAAGUAAAAUUGUGCAUUUACCCUCAACCAAAAGUCCCAUUUCUUAUUAAAAGUACAUCUUUCAUUAAAAAAAAACACUAAGGACUCCGCUACACUGAUGUUUCGCUGCCCUGUGCCGUCACCAGUGAAAGGGACACCUGCCUGUUCCAACUGUCAGGCAGUAGCUAUAGGAGCACCAGUGAAGCAGAGUCUCUCCUCAGGUCACACCACUGCACUUUUAGCCAUUUGGAAUUCUAUGUGUUUGAUGCUUUUGUACACGAAACAUCCAAUAAAAAUGUAAAAAAAAAAA
Molecule: messenger RNA, 2763 nt
Organism: Xenopus laevis (African clawed frog)
Lineage: Eukaryota; Metazoa; Chordata; Amphibia; Anura; Pipidae
Gene: rcn3.L
Product: reticulocalbin 3 L homeolog
Cellular component (GO): endoplasmic reticulum
Molecular function (GO): calcium ion binding
Source: RefSeq, marked provisional